This is a messenger RNA of Clonostachys solani, 1059 nucleotides long. The record is from the annotation of a GenBank genome assembly. Lineage: Eukaryota; Fungi; Ascomycota; Sordariomycetes; Hypocreales; Bionectriaceae.
AUGGGUUCCCAAAAUAACUCGGAGGGCCAGGCACCCAAUCCACUAAAUCCUGAAUUUCUAAAUCUUCUAGAUCAAGAUUUUAUCGACUACUACAAUAAGCACCUGGCAGGGAUGCCCAAGACGCAUUUGUUAAGUAUCGAGGAGAUGAGAAAGAAUGGACAUAAAUACGCUUCUCCUUGGUGUCGAGACUUCUCUAAUGAAGCAUUUGUCAAAGACAUCAAGCUAGCCGCAGAUGAUGGCCAUGUUUUCACGGCAAGAUGCUAUUAUCCGGACAAGAAAAAGUCGACUUUUGGCAUCGGUCCUUACCCGGUCUAUAUUAACUUCCACGGAGGUGGUUGGACGUUUGGUGGCCUUACGGGCGACGCAGAAAUCUGCAUGGCCAUCCGAGACCGUCUCGGCAUACUAGUUAUGGACAUAGACUACAGGCUUUCUCCAGAGAAUGCCUUCGGUACCGGCGCCGACGAUUCUUGGGCAGCAGUUAAAUGGGUACAUCAAAACGGCACCGAGAUUAAUGCCCAGGGUGACUGCAUAUCAAUCGGCGGAAUAUCAGCUGGGGGUCACAUCUGCGCCACCUUACAGCAACUUGCUCGUGAUGCUGAUCUGCCGUUGAGGCUUGCCAUUCUCGCAGUCCCCGCGGUCAUAUACGAAGGGGACUUCAGGAAACCAUCGGAUGCUCCCUUCCAAUCGUGGGUAGAGAACCAGAACGCUACUUGUCUCAAUUGGGAGCGAUCUGAAUUCUUUCAGCAGCACUAUAACCCCAAGAAUAGUGCUGAACGAGCUGAAUUUGACGCAAGGCCCAUAUGUUAUAAGAGUCCCUUAUACGGAGAGCUAAGAGGACUGUGUGAUACCUUCAUUUGCACCGCAGAGCGUGAUCCUUUGCGCGAUGAAGGGGAGGCGUAUGGCUUGAAGCUUGCCCAGCUUGGUGUCCGAGUUACCAUCCGACGGUAUACCAACGUGGCUCAUCCAUUCAUGCAUAUGGCACCAAUUAAGAAAGCUCAGAUGUAUUUAGAGGACAUUUGUGGCGAACUAGGCAGAGCGAUCAGCUCCAGAGAAGCCUAA